Theobroma cacao (cacao) is the source of this 1437-nucleotide messenger RNA. RefSeq lists its product as uncharacterized. NCBI's taxonomy places the organism in Eukaryota, Viridiplantae, Streptophyta, Magnoliopsida, Malvales, Malvaceae. The record is from RefSeq and is a predicted model, not a curated record.
UUUACCUUUUGCCUUAUCAUGAAAUGAGAAACGAAUGAUUCACAAAAGCCCGAACGCCACAGCUUGUUAAUAAGUGCAGCCGCUCUUUCUGUAUUCUCUCUCUCUCUCUCUCUCUCUAAUCAAUUAUCGUUUUGAUAUACAGAAAAACACUUUACCUUCUUCACUCAUUUGGUUUCUUUCUCGUUUCUUGGAGUUGCAAAAUCACAGGAAAGAAGAAAAGGAAGGAAAAAGAAAACUAUGGCAUCAGAUGAAAGUAUGACGGUUGUUUCUUCUAUGCAUGAAGAUGAGUAUGAUGAUAUUGAUGUUGGGUUUGAUCAUGAUCAUGACCAACAGGCUCAUCCACAUAACUUGUCCAGGCUUUCCAUGUGCACUAGUUCCAUGUACACCAACGAGGAUGAUGAUGAUGAUGAUGAUGAUCAUAUGGGGAUGUACAUGUCGAGAUUGUCAAUUGAGAGCUUUGAUGCGGAUGUUGAUGAAGAGUUCUCUGAUGAAAAAGAAGGCAAAGAACUGCUCGAACUGUCAUCCGACUCUGACAAAGAACCUAGUUGUUACUCUCUUCCCGCCACGCCUCCUCGUCGGAGGAAUAGAACUGGCGUGUUGUCACAGCAGCUGAUGGGAGCGGUCAAAGAUUAUGCAAGUGAAAAUGAAGCUCAAAGGGGUAGUUUUGGAAGGCCAAAGGGGAGCAAGAAUUUGAGGAAGAGGAGGAUUAUAAGGGAAAGAUGGGGAGAUAAGGAGAGUAAAUGUAGCAGCAAAAAGAAAGAUGGGGAUUUUAUGUUUGGGGGUUACAGCAAUUACAGUGGAAGUUUUAGUGGGGAGAGUGAGGGGGGUAGUGCGGGUUUGGUGGUGAUUACCAGGCCAAAAGGAGGAAGGAGAUCGUUGUGUAUGGACUUGGAGGAAGUGAAGGCGUGUCGGGAUUUGGGGUUCGAGUUGGAACAUGAGCGGAUGUUGGAGAUGCCCUGUCGUGUUUCGCUGUCAGGCUCCACACUUGAUACUAGUAGCGGUGGCAAUUCUCCCAUCGCCAACUGGCGUAUCUCUAGCCCUGGUGAUGACCCAAGAGAGGUCAAGGCUCGGCUCAAGGUGUGGGCGCAAGCAGUGGCACUUGCAUCAACAUCUAGGCAUUGCAGCUGACAAGCUACUCUCAACUAUCAUCUACUGUUUUUGGUUUUCCAGUUUUUCUGUUUCUUUUUUUCUCCUUCGAAAUCCUUUGGUGGGAUGGGUUUGAUACUUUUCUUCAUCUUGCUUCCUGGCAAAGAAGCUUUUUUCCAGAGGUUUCAUCGACCUUCUAAUCCUUUGCUGUUGGCAUUUAAGAGCUUCCAGGCACCUUUUUUGAUUACUCAUGUACAGCUUUCCGCUUGUAAAUAUAACACGGGUGGAAUAUGGAGCCAGAUUAUAGGCUUAUUAUUUCCGAGGCUAAGCAUAUUUCCAGUUCUUUGCUCA